This is a messenger RNA of Leishmania braziliensis MHOM/BR/75/M2904, 600 nucleotides long. RefSeq lists its product as hypothetical. Lineage: Eukaryota; Euglenozoa; Kinetoplastea; Trypanosomatida; Trypanosomatidae. The transcript has a single exon. The record is from RefSeq and is a predicted model, not a curated record. Bases 1 to 600 code for a protein of 199 amino acids.
AUGCUCUUCAUCCGCUUUAUUCUGCUGGCCCUGAUUCUCCUUUUCUUUGUCAUCGCCUUCAUCGGCACGACGCCGUUGCCCCUGUACUCGAACAAGAUUACGAACUACAACCAGAAUGGUAAGGUGGAGGUGUCGCUGUGGUUCAUUAAGGUGGGCACGGUGAGCGUGACGGGAGAGAACGUGACAGAGGUGCCGACAUCUUAUCCGGUCCGCAUUAACUACGCCGGCUGCGAGGAGUUCCGCUCUGUCUUCCGCUCCAUGCAAGCUUUCGCGAUUGGUGGCACUGUCUUCGGCUUCUACGCCGUGCUUGUGUCCUGCUUGCAGUGCUUCUGCCGCCUGAAGGUCAAACUGCCGCUGUUUAUGUUUCUCUUUCUCGCCAUGCUCUGCGAGCUGUGCGUCAUCGUGAUUGCCGGUGUCGCGUAUGGCAAGGAGUUCUGCCCGAGCCUGGCCACGGACGGCAACCUCACAACCAUUAUCUUCAAGGGCGCGGGCUACAAGUUCGACAGUGCCUUCUCUCUUCAUGUAGUUGCGCUGGUGGGGUAUACGAUUUGCCUCAUCAUCACCCCCUUCACCCAGCAACUCUGGUGCGGUAAAGCCUAA